Molecule: messenger RNA, 3886 nt
Organism: Paramuricea clavata
Lineage: Eukaryota; Metazoa; Cnidaria; Anthozoa; Malacalcyonacea; Plexauridae
Source: the annotation of a GenBank genome assembly
CAAUGCGCUUUGGAACGUAUUGGCAUAUUGUUCAACGCGUGCUCUGUGCUCAUAUUGUUCCUGAACGCGCUUUGGAACGUAUUGGCAUAUUGCGAAGAAAAGAGAUUCGAAUUAGACUAUAAAACAUUAAAAAGGUAAGAGAUUUUAACCUUAUAAAUUGUCCUAAUAUUGUAAAGUUGGCUACGGCUUGAUAUUUUUUAUUGACUAUUAAUGUAGUGCGAAGAUCAUUAUUGGUGGUAUUGGAUCAUUAUUGGUAAAAGGUACGAGAUAUCAACCGAUAUUCUGUUUUUCAAUAAGCGCAAGAUUGGCAGUUGUUUGUUGUUUUGCCUGAUUUUUUAGUGUAAUUUGUUUCGCUAUAUACACCGUGUAAUAUUAGCGCAGUUGGUGGCUGGAUAUUUGGUUUAGCAUUUCGUGCGACGUGUGACAGAUAGUAUUUGUAUGUGGCGUAUUUGAAAUAUAUCGUUUAUUGUUUUGCUUGCUUCGAUUUGUAAACUAUUUUUAAUCAGUUUAAGGUUUUAAGAUAUAGAAAAACAUUUUACUUUGGCCCGUUAAAAAUUGUUUUCGGCGUAUUUGAGCCUCGUGUUCAGUUGGUGUCUUUGCUCGCCUGACGCCUCGUGCAAAAUGUUACUAUUAGACUAUAUAAAUUGUCCUAAUAUUGUAAAGUUGGCUAUGGCUUGAUAUUUUUUAUUGAUUUUCAAUUUGUUUGACUAUUAAUGUAGUACGAAGAUCAUUAUUGGUGGUACUGGAUCAUUAUUGGUAAAAGGUACGAGAUAUCAACCGAUAUUCUGUUUUUCCAUAAGCGCAAGAUUGGCAGUUUGUUGUUUUGCCUGAUUUUUUAGUGUAAUUUGUUUCGCUAUAUACACCGUGUAAUAUUAGCGCAGUUGGUGGCUGGAUAUUUGGUUUAGCAUUUCGUGCGACGUGUGACAGAUAGUAUUUGUAUGUGGCGUAUUUGAAAUAUAUCGUUUAUUGUUUUGCUUGCUUCGAUUUAUAAACUAUUUUUAAUCAGUUGAAGUUUUAAGAUAGAAAAACAUUUUACUAGCUUUGGCCCUUUUAAAAUUUUGGCGUAUUUGCGUGCCUCGUGUUCAGUUGGCUUUGCUCGCCUGACACCUCGUGCGAAAUAUUACUAUUAGACUAUAAAACCUUAAAAAGGUAAGAGAUUUUAACCUUAUAAAUCGUCCUAAUAUUGUAAAGUUGGCUAUGGAUAUUUUUUAUUGUUACCAAUAAUGAUCCUGUACCACCAGGCGAUCUUCGCACUACAUUAAUAGUCAACAAAUUGAAAAUCAAUAAAAAAUAUCAAGCCAUAGCCAACUUUACAAUAUAAGCCAUAGCCAACUUUACAAUAUUGUCCUAAUAUUGUAAAGUUGGCUAUGGCUUGAUAAUUUUUAUUGAUUUUCAAUUUGUUUGACUAUUAAUAUAGUGGGAAGAGUCACUAUUGGUGCCUGGUGGUACUGGAUCAUUAUUGGUAAAAGUGUUACGAAAGUAUUAAAAAUAGUAUAAAAAUAGUUCAAUUUGCACCCCAGGUAAUUAUAAAAUACUAAUUACGUCGAAUGGAGAGAUAAUGAGCAUUUUUAACGAAAAAUAAACGGAUUAAGUAAAUCUCAUUUCGGACUUGAGCAAAAAUGUCAAUUAUCUGUCCAUUAGGCAAGAUAGAUAAUUCGUCAAACUGUCAAAGUUGACCGAUAACCUUGCAUGGUGGCCUGUUGUGUUUACAUAAUUCAAGUCCGGUGCCUGGUGGUACUGGAUCAUUAUUGGUAAAAGAGUCACGAAAGUAUUAAAAAUAGUAUAAAAAUAGUUCAAUUUGCACCCCCAGGUAAUUAUAAAAUACUAAUUACGUCGAAUGGAGAGAUAAUGAGCAUUUUUAACGAAAAAUAAGCGGAUUAAUUAAAUCUCAUUUCGGACUUGAGCAAAAAUGUCAAUUAUCUGUCAUUAGGCAAGAUAGAUAAUUCGUCAAACUGUCAAAGUUGACCGAUAACCUUGCAUGGUGGCCUGUUGUGUUUACAUAAUUCAAGUCCAAGGCUGGCCCUUCAUUGACCGUGAAUGAGUGCAUGCUUAGGCCGUUUCUGUCAAUCAUUCUUUGGUAUAUUUCGCGCGGUUGAGUAAUGAUUACGUCAUUAAAAUCUUGGUUCAAUAAAAUUGUAAGUAAAUUUAGUUUAGUAUAUAUCGUUUAUUGUUUUGCUUGCUUCGGUUUAAGGUUUUAAGAUAUAGAAAAACAUUUUACUUUGGCCCGUUAAAAAUUGUUUUCGGCGUAUUUGAGCCUCGUGUUCAGUUGGUGUCUUUGCUCGCCUGACGCCUCGUGCAAAAUGUUACUAUUAGACUAUAUAAAUUGUCCUAAUAUUGUAAAGUUGGCUAUGGCUUGAUAUUUUUUAUUGAUUUUCAAUAGAGAGGACGGUGAUGCUGAAGGCUUGCCGAACACAGAAAAAGUCGAAUGCCCUGCAGAAGGAGUUUCAUCUCUUCAGCGCUUUUCUUCCUGCAAAAAGUGCCAAACGAAACUAAUUCGAAAUGAUGAAAAACAAUUGGUUAAAUGCGCAGAGUGUGGUUUGGCGCAAUUAUUCCACAAAUGCCAGCGGCGUUUAAUCGCAAACGUCAUGUUCUUGAAGGCGGGAAAUACAAUAUCUCUGCUUCUGUUUGAAGACAAACUCAAACAACUGUAUCAUAUUUACACAAGUCAAGUCGCUGGAGGUUCCACGGAAAGCUUUGAAUCGUUAGAUGACGAUUCUAUAAUAGAAUUUCUGUUAACCGUUGAAGCUACUGUGUGCCACAACACCAAGAAAAACGUUGUUUCGGUGGACAAAAAAAAACUGACAAAUAAGAAAAUAGUUAAGUGCUUGGACAAUUUAGUGCUCACAUACAAUUGUGCUUGGACACAUUAUUUCUUAUUUUGUUUCAAGUUAUGUUAGAUUAGUAUAUUAACCUUGUUCAUUGAAAUAUUUCACCUCUUAGAGUUCCACAUAUCUACUUUUUAAUAUUAUACAACUUUAAUAUACAACCUUACAGAUCGUACUUUUGUUAGGUGCUUAUCAUCACUAUUUGCUUUUAAUGCCCGCAGCAAUCCCUACCUUGCAGGUACCCUAGUUUACAUUAUAUUAUGUUAUAUUCUGUGAAGGCUACGCUAUCAAAAUACUCUAAAAUUGAAAUGCUAAAAUUGAAACGGAGUCAUUCUACUCACACUGAUUAUAUUGUAUGCAAAACUUAAAUAACAUGAAAUAUACUAAAUAACAUGAAAUAUAUUUAUAAAAAUAUCAAACAAAAUUCUCAUUAAUACUAUUGAAAUUUAAUACAACGAAAUAUAGCAUUCUACGUCGAUAAUUUCAAUCAUAGUUUAAUAAUUAUUUUCAAUCUACAGUCAUUCUUCAUCGUUUCCAUGUUUUUUAUACUUUCAAUAAAGCUACAAUAAAGCUAAAUUUGUAAGAAAUAACACUAUUAUUUCGUUAUAAAAUAGUAUAAAAGGAAAUCUAACAGUCAAUCGCUUUCGACCUUGACCAUGUUUAAUUGUUUAUAUUACCGUCGUUUGCAACUAACGACGAACAGUCGCUCAUAAAAACAUCGCUAUUCGCGUGAGGAUCUUAAGUUUCCUUAUUUUGACAUAAUAGCUAUUUUUCAAUAAAUAUAUUGAUAUUUAACUUAUAUUGAAUCAAUAUUUUAAGUUUCAGGCCAUGUCGGAGACUGUCUAUAUAUAUCUUAAUAUUUGUGAUUUAAUAGCAGGAUUAAUUAUUACUUUAAUUAGGGACGAACAUUGCAUGAUUGACACAUUUAUAUUAUUAUGAAGAGGAGUUAAAAGAUAGGAAUGUAGUGACUGUGGGACUGUGAGAGAGACUAGACCGCGUAUACAACUGUGAGUGAUUUUCAAUAAUAUAAUUUUAUAAAACCGAAUUUGCUUCGUCGAGAG